Molecule: messenger RNA, 1734 nt
Organism: Fusarium musae
Lineage: Eukaryota; Fungi; Ascomycota; Sordariomycetes; Hypocreales; Nectriaceae
Exons: 3
Coding region: 1-1734 (577 amino acids)
Source: RefSeq, a predicted model, not a curated record
AUGCUUUCGUUUUUGGUGAAAGUCGCGACGCUUGCUUCGUUAGCUACUCCCUCUCUCGCAGAUGACGCUCCUGUAAAUGACUUGAAGGCAUACAAUAAGGGCUUCCUCGGUCAAUUUCCUACACAGGAAUUCAAGUCCUCGGAUGUAGUAGCCCCUGUCUUCCAAAUCAGUACCUUCAGCCCCAAUCUUGUCGAUGCUUCGGGGUUUCUCUUCUUGACAAUGGAACAUGGCGACAAAUCGGGACCUGCUAUCUUCUCCAGCAAAGAUCUCAGCCUUAUAUAUGCUGAUAUUUCAUACGCCAAGACAUUCGAUGCUCGUGCUCAAGUGAAGAGCGGGGGCAAAUAUCUCACUUUCAUUGAGGGCGGCCGCUGUCAUGCCUUUGAUGCCAACUACCAGAAGAAAUGGACAGUCGAGAUCGAGGACCUGGGGACUACACAGGGCAGUAUCCAUGAGUUCGAGUUCACAACUCAGGGGGGCACGGCUCUGAUGACCGCUGUCCAGGAUGUCAGAUUCAACUUGACUGCUCUUGGGGGUGAAAUGGAUGGUUGGCUGAGCGACUCUAUCUUUCAAGAAGUCGAGCUCGAAACCAACAGGGUUACCAACGUGUGGAGGUCCUUCACGCACGUCAACCUGACCGACACUCUGGUCAAAUACAGUCCCAAAAAGACGUUCAUGCAUGGUGAUGGCUUCGACUGGUUUCACAUAGACAGCGUGUCGAAGACCUCGAAAGGUCAUUACCUGGUGUCAUCAAGGAGUCUUUCGGCGAUCAUCCUCCUCCAAGCAGAUAGUCUGAACCCACGAUGGGUCCUCGGAGGAAAGCGCAACCAAUUCAAGGACCUCAGUGGCGGCAAUGCAACCAACUUCGCAAAUCAAUAUAACGCAAAAUUUGUCCAGGGCAAUGAGAGUCAAAUCAGUUUCUUCGACAACCAAGUCACCACAAGCGGAUCAUGUAGCGGAGACAAUUGUUCUCGUGGCGUCGUUGUGGAACUCGACUAUGAGGAAAUGACAGUCAGGCUUUUGCAUGAAUUUUACCAUCCUCAGAAGAUCUCCUCGGGCUCAGGGGGCAGCGUCCAGGGCCUUGACAAUGGCAACUUCCUUAUCGGCUGGGGAGCGAACCCAGGGAUCACAGAGCAUACGUCCAAUGGUGAAGUUGUCAUGGAUAUUCAGCGAGGAGUUAUCCCACAUGCAACUGACGGUGAUCCCGAUCUUGAUAUGUCUGUGUAUCGCGCAUGGAAGAUGGAAUGGAUUGGCCGACCUCCAUGGGGUCCUUCCAUCGCUUCCGCGCUUCCAGGGAAUGAGGCGACAAACACUACCAUUUAUGUGUCUUGGAACGGCGAUACUCAGGUUGACCGAUGGGAAGUGUACGCUGGUGAAGAUGACAAGAACGCCACUUCUUCUGAGAGACUCCUCGCAAAUUCAUCUCGAUUUGGCUUUGAAACAGAAAUCCUCUUGGAGGCAUUGCCACUUCCUAGAUCCGCACGGGCUGUCGGUGUAAGUAAAAGUGGUAAAAUCCUCGGCUCAACAGCCACAGUUAAUCUUGCGAGUGGUGAACUUCACGGCAAUAGCAGCAGUACUUGGAUUGUCAGGGCGAACACUCCCGAUGGAGAGCCCCGAGAUGAUCCUCACGGCGAAGAGAAGAAAGGGGAUGAAGAAGACUUUGCGUUCCAUACGAGGCCGCCAGUUGGCUCAGUAUUUGCCCUUCUACUCGCUAUUGCUUUCAAUCAUUUUUUCUAG